UCUGCAUGUGUGCAAACUCUGCGUGUGUGAAUCAUGCUGAGUGAAUCAGUCCAUCCAGUAAAACCAACACCGCGAACAGCAGCGGAGUUUCAGCACUGAGAGGAUUUUAAAGAGUGAAGGGAACAGAGGAGAGGCUGCAGGCGGCUGGAGGACAUUUCUGCUGGAUAUUCAUGGAAUAGAAGUUCCUCCAGCGUUCCUCCACCAUUUCCAUCAUCAUGUCGAUCAAAUCGGAAAAAGUCCAGAAGAAAUGGGCGGCAGUGAAAGGUCGCCUGGGGUCAUCUCAGGAGUCGGACGGUCCCCAGGAGGCGAACCUGGAGAACGCAGACGCCGAGCUGUGCAUCCGUCUGCUGCAGGUGCCCACCGUGGUGAAUUACUCCGGGCUGAAGAAGCGGCUGGAGGGCAGCGAUCAGACGUGGAUGGUGCAGUUUCUGGAGCUCUCAGGGCUGGACCUUCUCCUGGAGGCCCUGGACAGGCUCUCAGGACGCGGGUGCUCUCGGAUCGCCGAUGCCCUGCUGCAGUUAACCUGUGUGAACUGUGUGAGAGCGGUCAUGAACUCCUCUGCUGGGAUUCACUUCAUCGUGGAGAAUGAGGGAUACGUGCGCAAGCUUUCACAAGCUCUGGACACCUCAAACACCAUGGUGAAGAAGCAGGUGUUUGAGCUGCUGGCUGCUCUCAGCAUGUUCAACACAGAGGGACACAGACUGGCCCUGGAUGCUCUGGACCAUUAUAAGGCUGUGAAGACUCAGCAGUAUCGCUUCAGUGUGAUCAUGAAUGAGCUGGAAAGCACAGAUAACGUCCCCUACAUGGUGACCCUCCUCAGUGUGAUCAACGCCCUCCUCUUCAGCACUGAUGACCUCCGGGAAAGAGACAAAAUGCGCAAGGAGUUCAUCGGUUUGCAGCUGCUUGAUGUUCUGCCAAAGCUGAGGGAGCAGGAGGAUGAAGACUUGAUCAUCCAGUGCGAGGCUUUUGAGGAGGCCAUGGCAGAAGAUGAGGAGGAGCUGCUCAGGCUUUAUGGAGGAAUUGACAUGAGCAACCACCAGGAGGUCUUCUUCACACUCUUCAGUAAAGUGAGCAGCUCCCCCGCCUCGCUGCAGCUGCUCUCCAUUCUGCAGACGCUGCUUCUGCUCGGACCUGAGCGUGCUGAUAUCUGGCAGGCGUUGGAGGCUCUCACUAACCGUGCUGUAAUGCUGGCCCAGAACUCUCAAAUGGAAUCCAGUGAGAAGAUCAUGCAGCGUCUCGUCUUCACCAAAGAGCCAGGAGCCAAGAUCUCCCACUACAUAGACGGACCUGCGCUGAAGAAAACAGAUAAAGCGGUUCAGACUGAGCUGAUCGACGAGGCUAAAAACACCUUAAACAAAAUGCUAAUGAAAAACCAAUCACCACCUAUCAGCUCCAAACAACCAGCAACGCCUCCUCCACCACCACCUCCGCCUCCUCCACCACUGCCCGGCAUGGCUGCUCCUCCGGUCUCGACACUUCACGCACCCCCACCACCACCUCCAUUACCUGGAAUGGUUCCUGGAGGUCCACCACUCCCACCACCUCCACCUCCGUUACCAGGUAUGCCAGGUACUCCCAUGCCUCCUCCACCUCCACCUUUGCCAGGAAUGGGAGGACCACCUCCACCUCCACCUUUACCAGGAAUGAGCCCAGGAGGACCUCCACCACCCCCUCCUCUGCCCGGCAUGCCUGGUCCUCCUCCCCCUCCUCCAUGUCCAGGAAUGGGGGAUGUAAUAGUAGCCCACAAUGUUCAGUGUCUGGGCAGGGCCUACUCUGCGCCGGUGAAGUCCGGUCCCUAUCCUACACUCAGGAUGAAGAAGCUCAACUGGCAGAAGCUGAACUCCAGAGCCGUCACUGACGGACGCUGUAUUUGGGCCUCAGUACAGACUGAUCAGGUCCUGGAGCCCAACUACAACAGCAUCGAGCAGCUCUUCAGUCUGCCAGUAGCUGAGCCUAAAGACAAAAACCCUGUUGCUCCUGUCAAGAAGGAACCCAAAGAGAUAUCCUUUAUUGACCCCAAGAAGAACCUGAAUCUGAAUAUCUACCUGAAGCAGUUUAAAUGCUCUAAUGAAGAUUUCGUGGCCAUGAUUCAGAAAGGAGAUCGGUCCAAGUUUGAUGUUGAGGUGCUGAAGCAGCUUCUGAAGCUCCUGCCAGAGAAACAUGAGAUCGACAACUUAAACUCCUUCCAAGGAGACCAAGACAAGCUGGCCAACGUUGAUCGCUUUUAUAUCUUACUCCUCGCUGUUCCCCGCUACCAGCUGAGGAUCGAGUGUAUGCUGCUGUGUGAGGAGACCGUGUCUGUGCUGGAGAUUCUGAAGCCUAAAGCGGAGCUGGUGGAGGCGGCGUGCGAGAGUCUCAGAGCGAGCACUCUACUGCCAAGCUUCUGCAAGCUCAUCCUUCACGUCGGAAACUUCCUCAACUAUGGAAGCCAUACAGGAAAUGCUGAAGGAUUUAAGAUAAGCUCACUGCUGAAGCUGACCGAGACCAAGUCCAACAAGGGACGCAUCACACUCCUACACCACAUCCUCGAGGAAGCAGAGCUGAACCACCCUGAGCUGCUGAUUCUACCUGAUGAGAUUGAGAGCUGUGAAAAAGCAGCAGGGAUAAACCUGGAAUCUGUUCAGGCAGAAGCCAGUGGGCUGUGCAAGCGUUUAAAGGACGCAGAGAAAAAAGUCACGUCAUCAGUUCCAGAUGUUAAAGAGCAGUUUCUGAGUGUUAUUGAGGAAAACUUUCAGGCUUGUAAAGCGUUGGAGGAUCGUUUUCUUGAUAUAGAGCGGAAGAAGGGGGACCUGGCUGAGUACCUGUGUGAGGACGCAGCUCAGCUUUCACUAGAGGAGCUCUUCAGUACCAUCAAGACAUUCAGAGGGCUUUUCAUUAAAGCUUUAAAGGAGAAUAAGGUGCGUAAAGAACAGGCUGCUAAAGCAGAGAAGAGGAAGCAGCAGCUGGCGGAGGAAGAAUCCAAGAGGCAGAAAGGAGAGAAUGGAAAGAUCAUAAAAAGAGGGGCGUUACCUCAGGAGGACGGCUGCAUCAUCGAUCACUUGCUGGCGGACAUCAGAAAGGGCUUCACCCUCAGAAAGACCCGGCCCAGGUGCGAAACGGAAAGUCCUCCCUCUAGUGAAACACGUAGGAAUACCGGGCAGCCUGCAGUAAGUGCAGUAAGCAGAUCUGCCGAAGAAAAAGUCACAUCAUCUGCUGCCCAGGACCUCCUUCCACCUCCACCUCAACCUUCUCAUCCAGCUCAUCAGGUAAAGGAGAAGGUCGUCGAAGGGCCAGUAAGCGUUUCCUCCACCAGCCCCCGAGAAGAAGCAACCUCAGUUAGUGAAGUCCAGCUCCAGCCUCAGGGAAAAGUGGAAGAGUCUGCUGAGAAAACCCAAUCCAACCAGACAGAACUUCUACAGGAGCUUUCAGCACAGCUUUCUCCAGCUCAGGGCCAAACUGAUGAUAUAACAGACCCACAGCCAGUCCCUACUGAAACCAUUACUGAAGACAACUCUUUAUCAGACACUCCAACGACCCAGGAGGUCUUUGAAGACCUCCCUCAAAAAAUGUGUGAGGAGCCUGAGCCUGAAAUCAGCCCAGCCACAGGAACAGCUACAGAAGAUACAGCUGUUCCAGAGCAAAAUCACAAUGGUAACAACAGCCAACUUAAAUACGACAACGCUUCUCCUGAUCCAUCGCUGACGAACGCCAAGAACCUGGAUUCUGGCAUCAGUAUCGACUCGAACGGAACCGGAGAGCUGGAAGAGGAGGCUGUAAGUGAAACAGUUCCAAAAAAACUAAAUAAUGACGAAAGUCAAAGACUUUCAAGCAUCAGCCAAGCAGAUACUAACGAAAACAAAGAAGCUUCUCCUGGUAGUAAUGGAAAGCAGCAGGGCUUCGACGUACCUGAAGGAGCGCAGGCUAGCCCCGCCCCCUUCAGUCCUCCUAGCGCUCAGCCCAAACAGCACAAACUCCUCAGAGGGAAAAAGAAAAGCAGUACCGAAGCCGGGGGUAACAGCGGAGAGCACAGUAAGCCUAAGCAUGGCUGUGUGUUGCAGUAAGGAAGGCCUAGGAAACGGAAAGCGAGAGGGAAGAGAUGAAGCUUUGCUCCUGAGACUCUAUAAUCAUAUAGGCUUAUUUGUGAUUAGCUUUUUCAGCUCCCUUUAAAUGUUUGCACAUGGCACUCUGAACAAAGACUGAGCUUUUUGCACCCGCCGAUGAGCCGCCAAUGAGCCGCCGAUGGACCAAGUGAUCGAAAAUUCAAGAGAUUUGUAUAUGGAGUUAGAAAUGAAAAGCUUAUUUUUUUUAUAAAUGUUUAAAAUUGUUUAAAGAUGUUGAAAACUUGCUAACUUCUUUAGAAUUGACCAAUAUGACCAAAUAGUGCUUUCUGAAACAAAACCCAAUUGUUCAUGGUAUUAUGAUUGCAGUUCUACACCAAAUGUUUGUUUACAUAUCUCAUAGACAUAUUCUAUAAAUAUAUGAGAGAAAUGUAUUAAUUAAUUAUGGACAUUUUUUGUCUUUGUAUUUUAUUAUGAGUUGAUCAGUAUGACUGUAUGAUAUGUGCUGGAGGUUCAGAGAAACAGUAAUAAGAAUAGAAUACAACACUUUAUUAUCAUCAGUAUGGUAUUAUUAUUAUUAUUAUUAUUAAUAUAGAAUAAUGCUGGUUUUGAUAUAAUGUGCCAUGUCUCGGCUCAGAAUUUGGGCUUUAAAACACUCUAUGGUACUUCUUAUAGACAGGAACUUUCAGGAAUAUGUCUUUGUAUUUGAUUGCAAUAUAAAUCAUAAAGAGCCAAGAAUCUCAUAAACUUUCUCAUAAAGUUGCACAGACUGAAUAUAAAAUAUAGAAUAUAUUGAGUUGACCUUAAAUGCCCCUUAAAUAUACUGAACUGUCUGGAAACUGGUGCCAUAGAAUUUGUCUGUAUUGUCAGUAAUGUAAACGUGCUAUUUAUGAUAUUUACAGUAUAUAUAUAUUUACAGUAGUGUAUGAUGUGAGUUAAAGAAAAAAAUAUUUUAGCUUAAAGGAUCCAAAGUGCUUCAUGAAAUAAAGACACCGGUUGAUUGUAAAAGUUAAAUAAAGUGUAUUUUUUGUGUGA
Astyanax mexicanus (Mexican tetra) is the source of this 5072-nucleotide messenger RNA. RefSeq names its product inverted formin 2 (gene inf2). Gene Ontology annotation, biological process: actin cytoskeleton organization. Lineage: Eukaryota; Metazoa; Chordata; Actinopteri; Characiformes; Acestrorhamphidae. The coding region runs from base 216 to 4040 and encodes 1274 amino acids. Gene Ontology annotation, molecular function: small GTPase binding; actin binding. The record is from RefSeq and is a predicted model, not a curated record. The transcript has 23 exons.